Penaeus vannamei (Pacific white shrimp) is the source of this 1076-nucleotide messenger RNA. Lineage: Eukaryota; Metazoa; Arthropoda; Malacostraca; Decapoda; Penaeidae. The record is from RefSeq and is a predicted model, not a curated record.
AUGUCCGCAGUGCGUGUGUCACUGCUGGCCGUGGUGCUGCUGGCGGGAGCCUGCUGUGGUUACGGGCCGCCGAGAAGGACCUCGACUGGUGGAUCUUCAGGGUUCGGCGCCGGAGCUCCGUCGGGAAGCAAAGGGUCGGCGGCCGCGUUUGCCUCCGGGGGCGCAGGCAGCCAUGGCUCUUCCAGCGCUUUUGCAUCCAGCAGCGUAGGAGCCCAUGGAUCAACCAAUGCAUUUGCUGCUGGGGGUGCUGGAGGACCCGGCUCCGCUGCUGGCUUAGGCUCAACUGGCUCCUUUGGAGCUGGUGGCUCAUCCAGUGGCUUCGCUGGCUCUGGAACCUCUGGCUUCGGGACUGGUACCGCCGGCACUAGCUUUGGGGCUGGUACCACUGGCACUGCUGGUACAGGAUUUGCCCAUGGAGCUGGCUCUACAGGUGCUGGCUUCAGUUCUGGUUCUACCCAUGGAGUUGGUUCCACAGGCACUGGCUUUGGGGCUGGCACUGCCGGCACUGGGUUCGGUUCUGGUACCUCUGGAUCUACCCAUGGAGCUGGCUCCACAGGUGCUGGCUUCAGUUCCGGCACUUCCGGCACUGGCUUUGGUGCUGGCACCUCUGGAUCUACCCAUGGAGCUGGUUCUACGGGUGCUGGCUUCAGUUCUGGCACUUCCGGCACUGGCUUUGGGGCUGGCACCCUCUGGGUCUACCCAUGGAGCUGGCUCCACACAGGUGCUGGCUUCAGUUCUGGCACUGCCGGCACUGGCUUUGGGGCUGGCACCUCUGGAUCUACCCAUGGAGCUAGCUCCACAGGUGCUGGCUUCAGUUCCGGCACUGCCGGCACUGGCUUCGGUGCUGGCACCUCUGGAUCUACCCAUGGGCUGGCUCCACAGGUGCUGGCUUCAGUUCUGGCACUUCCGGCACUGGCUUCGGUGCUGGCACCUCUGGAUCUACCCAUGGAGCUGGCUCCACAGGUGCUGGCUUCAGUUCUGGCACUGCCGGCACUGGCUUUGGGGCUGGCACGUCAGGCACAGGCUUGGUUCUGGUUCAAGCCAUGGGGCUAGCGCAAUCGGCCCUGGCGCUGGAA